AUGUCGACGGCGGUGGCGCGGCCCUACGGCGGCGGCUUCCCCGGAUCGGGGAGGGCCAAGGGGGACGAGCUGCUCGGCAAGAAGAUGAGCGACGGGUUCUUCAUCGAGGAGGAGGAGGAGGAGGAGGAGGAGGAGGCGGAGGAGGUGCUCACGGAGAGCUCCUCCAUCGGCGCGCCGUCGCCGUCGAGCUCCUCCAUCGGCGAGGACUCCUCGUCGGAGGUUGGCGGCGACGGGGAGGACGAGGAGGUGGAGAGCAAGCUCAAGGAGGAGCCCGGGCUCGGGUGCCUGGACGCCCUGGAGGACUCCUUGCCCAUCAAGAACGGGCUGUCGAGCUUCUACGCCGGAAAGUCGAAGUCAUUCACCAGCCUCGCGGAGGCGGCGGCGCGGGACGCCGUGAAGGAGCUCGCCAAGCCGGAGAACCCCUUCAACAAGCGCCGCCGCAUCCUGGCCACCUGGUCCCGCCGCGCCUCCUGCAGCUCGCUGGCCACCGCCACCUACCUGCCCCCGCUCCUCGCCCCCGACCACGCCCUCCCCGAGGGGGAGGAAGGCGAGGAGGACGACGACUCCGACUCCGGCUCCGACGAGCAGCACCGCGGCAAGAACGGGUGGGAGGCACCGGCAUUGCCGCCCCCGAGGCUGAGCGUGAACACCCAGAUGGGCGCGGCGGCGGCGAGGAAGGGCGGCAGCUUCAGAUCGCCGAGGUCCUACUCGCUCUCAGAUCUUCGAAAUGGCGGCGAUGCGAGAUAUAACCAGUAA
Molecule: messenger RNA, 756 nt
Organism: Triticum turgidum subsp. durum (durum wheat)
Lineage: Eukaryota; Viridiplantae; Streptophyta; Magnoliopsida; Poales; Poaceae
Source: the annotation of a GenBank genome assembly